Molecule: messenger RNA, 3522 nt
Organism: Penicillium salamii
Lineage: Eukaryota; Fungi; Ascomycota; Eurotiomycetes; Eurotiales; Aspergillaceae
Source: the annotation of a GenBank genome assembly
AUGCAUCUCUCACUUGAGCACAUUGAUGCUUGUCUGCCGAUAUCAGCAUUAAAGGUGUUUACUUGGGGCGAGAAGCAAUUCAUCUUCCAAGGCCAAGGAACACUCUUUCGGGUGGUCAAUUCUACCACCGGUGUGGUGUCAACUCAACUACAGGCAUUCAAAAGAAACCAUGUUCAUGGGUUCAUUUCUCUAAACCAUCCACAAGAUGACACAAGCACUGUGCAGAUACUCGUCUGGGGUGGUCGUUCGGUACGAGUCAUCGAUCUUUGUCUAAAUUCCAGUGGAAAUCCAGUCCUAUCCAUACCCAGUGCUGAAUAUAAUGCCCCGGAUUGGAUCAUGAGUGGAUGUGCUGCUGCUGCAACUGGCCAUCGUGGGGGUUUUUUGAUCACUGCAAACAAUGCACUUCUGAGCCUUGAAGUGGCUGACAGUGACCUGACUGAAAAAAGGACGGCUAUAUCCAUAUAUCAGCUGGCCACCUCUGUCAAGUCCAUCCUCUAUUCCGCCGAUGUGAUUGCGCUGUCUGCCUCACACGUCCUCAUGGCUGCCGGUACCGUCUUUGGAGAAAUCAUCGUAUGGUCAUGCUUCUUGAGCAACGAUGGUAUGCACAAAUCCAAUGCAGUUGGCUCCAUCCAUCAUUUCUUUACGGGGCAUGAGGGGUCAAUCUUCAAUGUCCGUAUCUCCCCUCAAAUUUCGUCACUGAACCCAGACCGGCCUGGCCGAUUCCUGGCCAGUUGUAGUGACGAUCGAACGGUCCGAAUCUGGGAUAUUUCAGACUGCGAACACAAAACAGCGCAAGAUCCCUCUGCAUACUCGACGGACGGCUACGAUCUGCGAAGCACAGGAUUUGGCCCUGUUGGGGCAGGGGAGCAAACCGUCGGAUCCGAGUCGUGUGUGGUUCAAGCAUUUGGCCACGCGGCUCGCAUUUGGGGUGUCUAUUUCAGAUCCAUCACAAACAAAGAUCAAACCCAUAUGGGCUUGGUAUCUCGCGGAGAAGAUUGCACAUGUGUCUUGUGGAAUUUGAGCUGGCAAGCAUCAUCAGAUGGCCCAAUUGAGUACCAACUCACGGAGGCCUCUUCGAUACAACCGCAUAUCGGUAAACAUAUCUGGUCCUUGGAUCUCCACAGACUUGGCUCUGAAACUGUGGUUUAUACGGGGGGUGCCGAUGGUGCACUAAAGCGUUUCUCUGUCAAGGAAAAUGAUGAUACCCAACUGCCCGUCUGUCCUCCUCCUGUGCCAGAACAGCCGGGAUUUCAGAGGAAGAGGAAGCAGCCCACAGUUGAUAGAGCGAGGGCGUUUGCAUUUGUCUUGCCGAGCUGUCUUCUCUGCAUCUCGACACAUGGUCAGAUACAACUUGGACACAUGAAUCAAACAAAUGGAUCAACGACUACAUGGGAGGUACUACGCGAGGUACCUGAUCUUGGCUCUUUCGCUGUGGUCACUGGCCUUCCUCGGAAAGGUCUGGCAUUAAUUGGCCAUUCCAGGGGAUUGAUCCAACUCUACGACCAUGCUGCCAGAUCAUUUACCGACGUUGCCAGUAUCGGUACACGGCCUCUUGGGCUAUUCUUCCUCCAAACCGACUACGAUUUCGCCCAAUCCUCAAAUUCGACCAAGCAAAUCACUUUCCUUGUCUGCUAUCCCACAAAAGAGGAGGUAACGCUCGUCACGGUCUCCGAUUGGGACAGCAACAGCCUAAAGACCAAAGCUGUUACUUUUAGCCUGCCAUCUACAUUUGUGGUGUGCAGUGCAGCAUUCAUCUUCGAGGGACAGUAUUUGAUGAUUGGCUCAAAAACAGGCGGACUGGCCGUUUACCAAACACCGAAAGACGAUCAAAUCUCCGAGCCGAUAUUGCUUGAUCGACGUAUUCAUGGCAAAGAAUUUGUCAAUCACAUUCACACGGUAUCAUCACAGAGUGGCAGAAAUGGCACGCAAUCGGAAUUCGUGCUGACAUGUGGUCGCGAUGGAACUUACUGCCUCCACGAAAUGCGGCUCAGUGGAGAAGAUGCCAAUCCUCUUUCUAUGGAGAUAGUGCAUCGCACAGCAUCUAUGAUCGGGGGAAAUAUUGAAGGUGCCUACGUGGAUGAGCCAUCGGGUGACUUUAUGCUAUACGGGUUUAGGUCCCAGGAAUGGGUCCUGCGCAACGAGUCAAAAUUGACGGACAUCAUAAACAUUGCCUCUGGCGGGUUCCGUCGAGACUGGGCAUUUUCUCCGGGGUCGAAAGACGAGGAUGCGUGCUUCGUGUGGAGGGAUGAUGCUUCUCUGGUAGUAACUCAUAUACAACCUGAUGCUAGUCACUUGCUUCGGGCUGGUGCUCACGGCCGAGAACUCAAAGCGGUUGAUGUGUUUAGCGCUCCUGAAGGAGGCCGAUCGCUUAUUGCCACAGGCGCAGAGGACACCACCGUCCGCUUGUUCGCGCCAACCUCCCCGGCGUCUGCUAGUCCUUGGGGCGCAUUUGAGUGCAUGCGUGUCUUGGAUACACAUAAGUCUGGAAUUCAACAAGUCAGUUGGUCCAAGGAUGGAAAAUAUUUGUUCACCAGUGCCGCAUUUGAAGAGUUCUUUGUGUGGAGAGUACGCACCGUUCCUUCAUUUGGCAUUGCAACGAAUCUCUUGGCUGCUAGUCCCAAAGAUGACCCAAGCUCAGAUCUCCGGAUCUUGAGCUUUGAUCUCCUGGAAGUCAAAGAGGUUGACGGAAGCCAAGGAUUCCUCUUGUGUCUCGCCCUUUCAAACUCUAUCAUUAAAAUCUUCCACUUCUCGCCGUCUGGAUGUCAAUUCAAUCUUCUGGCCCGCGGGACAUACAUGACGAACUGUUUGACCCAAGCCCACUUUUUGGUGACUGGCUCGUCUGUGAAUCUCAUCACCGCAGCCACCGACGGGUUUUUCACUUUCUGGGAUCUGACCAAGACACUUGAAUCUUUCUACAUAAUCACCGACUCAUUUUUGAAGGCCAAAAAUGCAUUCAACGGCACCUCUGCCCCGGCAGAUGAUAUCACAUGCGAAGGUCGAUACCAGAUUCACUCCAACAGCAUCAAAGGAAUGGAACUGGUUUCCUUGUCCAGCACUGCUACUGUCAUUAUAGCUGGAGGUGACGAUAACUCUUUUUCUGUUUCUCUUCUACGGACACAGUCAGCGACUACCGGUACAAGUGCGGAUGUUGCCACCGUUUCCAUUCCGGAUGCUCACGCUGCGGCUGUUACAACAGUCAAGGUACUCAGUCAAAAAAUCAUCCGUGAUGCAGCUUCAAGUGCAGAAUCCACCAAAAUUACUGUGGCGUCCUCAGGCAAUGAUCAUCGAGUCAAGAUUUGGUCAGUCGUCGUGGACGCGACACAGCCUGACACCCAGGGUAUCAAUGUGGAAUUUGUACUCGAUAGUUACAGCGCUGUGGCAGAUAUAUCCUCACUGGGCCUUGUUAACAACAAGCAGUGCUUUAGGACAUCCGCUGAUCACGAUGUAGCUGAGUCCCAAACUAGCCAGGCACAGUUGGUAGUAUGUGGUGUCGGUAUGGAGAUGUUUGGUGUCAACUCCUAA